AUGGACAACGCUUUUGCGGGUUACCAACAAAUGCCAAACGCUUUCAACCAAUACCCGUUCAACCCAAUGCAAAUGCAACCCAACAUGCCGUUCAACCCAUAUCAAAUGCAACAACCCAACAUGUCGUUCAACCCAUAUCAAAUGCAACAACCCAACAUGCCACAAGCACCUCAAACACAAAUCGAGGAACAAGAUGAUGAGAUAGAGGUUGUGCCAAAAACACAACCUAAACCUUCAAAAAAGAAAAAUAAAAAGGGAAAGGGUAAAAAGGAAGAUGCACCGGGCAAACAAAUGCAACAAUGGACAAAAAUUGAGGAAGAGGCGUUGGCGAAAGCAUAUAUUAACUCUUCAACGUCUCCUAUAGUCGAUAAAAUAUUAUUAUUCUUAUAUUAUUAUUGUAACAAUCAACUAAGCGAUUCGUUUUGGCAAGAAACCCUUGAUAUAUUCCACGGGCUUAUGGAACAAGGCGAGUACAGAACCAUUGAUUCUAUCAGCUCGAAGUGGCGCAAGAUGAAUACGUUGAUCAACCGCUUUUGUGGGUUUUAUAACACAACGCGCGCCAACAAACCGAGUGGGUGGAACCACGAAAAUGUUUUCAAUGAAGCGGUGCGUUUAUACGAAAAUGAGAGCAAAGCUCCUUUCCCACAUGUCCGUGCUUGGCUAGUUGUAAAGGAUCACCCAAAAUGGAAGGGAUGUCAAAAUGAGGUUGCACAAGCGAAACGAGCAACGAAACGGUCUAAAUCUUCCGAGUCAGGAAGUUAUAGCGUUGGAGGCUCAACCGGUCGUUGCCAAAUAAAUAUCAACGACGAGCCCGACUAUGAGGAGGAGCCGAUUGAAGAUGGAGAACGUCCCCCAGGAAGGGACAAAAGUAAAAAAAUAGCGGCUGAAAAAAGGAAACAAGCCGCAUCAGGAAGUGGUGGUGGUUCGAGGUUGGAAGGUGUUAUGGUAGAGUUAAAAUCAUUCAAGGAAAUCUUUAACGACAGGCAAACCGAGAAGCGGUGGAUGGCAGAGGAAGCAACGUUGGAACUUGAAGCCAUAAUCGCGAAACAAAGUUCGAUAUUGUUCAUUGAUGUGAAUAUUGAGGAAGGAAAAAGAAUGCUGUAUAAACAAGCUCUAGAUUGUAAUAAGGGCCCUAAUGGUGAUUAA
Helianthus annuus (common sunflower) is the source of this 1146-nucleotide messenger RNA. RefSeq names its product glutathione S-transferase T3-like. The transcript has 4 exons. Bases 1 to 1146 code for a protein of 381 amino acids. Lineage: Eukaryota; Viridiplantae; Streptophyta; Magnoliopsida; Asterales; Asteraceae. The record is from RefSeq and is a predicted model, not a curated record.